Cuculus canorus (common cuckoo) is the source of this 3255-nucleotide messenger RNA. It is a transcript of the gene ERGIC3, whose product is annotated as ERGIC and golgi 3. Gene Ontology annotation, cellular component: endoplasmic reticulum membrane; COPII-coated ER to Golgi transport vesicle; Golgi membrane. NCBI's taxonomy places the organism in Eukaryota, Metazoa, Chordata, Aves, Cuculiformes, Cuculidae. The record is from RefSeq and is a predicted model, not a curated record. The coding region runs from base 49 to 1215 and encodes 388 amino acids. Gene Ontology annotation, biological process: retrograde vesicle-mediated transport, Golgi to endoplasmic reticulum; endoplasmic reticulum to Golgi vesicle-mediated transport. The transcript is spliced from 14 exons.
GGCGGGGCCGGGCCCUCCCGGAAGGCGCUCGGGGUUGCGGUUCCGGCCAUGGAAGCCCUGUGGCGGCUGCGGCGGUUCGAUGCCUUCCCCAAAACCCUGGAGGACUUUCGGGUCAAGACGUGCGGGGGCGCCCUGGUGACCGUGGUCAGCGCGCUCUUCAUGGUGCUGCUCUUCUUCUCCGAGCUGCAGUACUACCUGGCCAAGGAGGUCCAUCCAGAAUUGUACGUUGACAAAUCAAGGGGAGACAAACUGAAGAUCAAUUUGGAUGUUAUUUUUCCACAUAUGCCUUGUGCUUAUUUGAGCAUCGAUGCCAUGGAUGUGGCAGGAGAGCAGCAGCUGGAUGUGGAGCACAAUCUGUAUAAGCAGCGCUUGGAUAAAGCUGGCAACCGUGUGACUCCAGAGGCCGAGAGACACGAGCUGGGGAAAGAAGAAGAAAAAGUGUUUGAUCCAAGUUCUUUGGAUGCUGAUCGCUGCGAGAGCUGUUACGGGGCAGAGUCAGAGGACAUUCGGUGUUGUAACACUUGUGAUGAUGUCAGAGAAGCGUACAGGCGGCGAGGCUGGGCCUUCAAGAACCCAGACAGCAUUGAGCAGUGCAAGAGGGAAGGGUUUAGCCAGAAAAUGCAAGAGCAGAAGAAUGAGGGCUGCCAAGUGUAUGGGUUCCUAGAGGUCAACAAGGUAGCUGGGAAUUUCCACUUUGCACCAGGAAAAAGUUUCCAGCAGUCUCAUGUCCAUGUGCACGCUGUUGAGAUUCACGAUCUACAGAGCUUUGGACUUGAUAAUAUCAACAUGACGCAUUAUAUCAAACAUCUCUCAUUUGGAAGGGAUUAUCCAGGCAUUGUGAACCCUCUGGAUGGGACGGAUGUCACUGCACAACAAGGUUCCAUGAUGUUUCAGUAUUUUGUCAAAGUGGUCCCUACAGUGUACAUGAAAGUCGAUGGUGAGGUGGUGAGGACCAACCAGUUUUCAGUCACUCGCCAUGAGAAGAUAGCCAAUGGGCUACUGGGAGACCAGGGGCUGCCUGGUGUGUUUGUGCUCUAUGAACUUUCACCCAUGAUGGUGAAACUGACAGAGAAACACAGGUCCUUUACACACUUUCUCACUGGAGUUUGUGCCAUCGUUGGAGGUAUAUUUACAGUUGCAGGGUUCAUUGACUCCUUGAUCUAUCACUCAGCACGGGCCAUCCAGAAGAAAAUUGAGCUUGGGAAGACAAGAUAAAUAAGCAACGACCUCACCCUUCACCCCAAAUAAAAACUCUAAGGAAAACUAUACAGGUUUUUUGAAACACAAGUGAUCUUUGAGUGCACAAAAGAAGAGGUUUGGAAUUACCAUAUGGCCCUGCCCACUCCUAUGUUACUGUCUUGUCGUUCUUCGUUUGGCAUCAAUUUGUGGACAGAACUGCUUGGACUUUGCUGCUGGAAGGAUUGGCCACCUUGUCUGGCUCUGCAGACCCUACUGGAAAACCCUGCCGCGUCAGACGUGUUCAUCCAGUUCUGCCCUGCUCCUUGAAGGGGAAGCUGGAGAUGCUGUUUGCCUCCAGGAAUAAUGUACUGUGUUGUCAUCCGUCCUGGAAUGGAGUGAGGUCACCAUCAAUUAAGCUUUUCAGAAACACCAUCUUGCUUUUUAAAUGUUUCUUAAAACUCUUUUCUUAAGAAUGUUCUCUAAAAAAUGUUCUUUAUACCAGGCCUCCAUGAAAAUGUGCUGAAUCCCAUCCACUUGCCUUCCACUGCCCUGGGCCCUGCGGUGUGGAGCAUUGCAGUUGCUCCAGAUUGCUCUGCUUACGAAAGGCACGAGUUGAUGUUUCAGCAAAAAGAAAAUGUGUAAAAAUUUAAAAAAUUUUAAUUGAUUUUUAAAUUGGAUUGGGUUUUUCACUUCCCCUCUGUUCACAGUUUGAAAUAAAGUCUGUUGCCUGGGUGUUUUAGUAAAGCAUGUGGAAGAAUAAUUAAAUUAUUUGACCUAAUCCUGGUACUGAAUUGGGAAUUAUUAAAAACCACAACUACAGUGUGGCAAAGGACAUAGGUGGCGUGGCGGGGUUUUCUCAGUGAUCUACACAAGUGAAGUGCUCAGUAUGGGAAAUUAUAGUGGGAGAAAUGUGAAAAUAAUGAGGAAAAAUAAAAUAUUAUGGAUUCCUGCUAAUUUUGAGGCAAACUAGACUCACUCUUAAAUCUCUGGAUUUCCUUCCAUAUUGACUCUAAACUCCAAGCAAUUGGUGCAGCAGUGCACCGGGAGGAUGAGGGGCACAGGGUCAGGUAGCACAAAGUUGGUUUAGAAGCCAGUGGAAAAUUGGGUUUGUUUGUGUUUUUGCUUUGUUUGUUUUGCUUUUUUUUUUUUUUAUUAAUUGCACUUAUCCACAAAUCGGGGAAUAUAAAAAAAUCUGUGGUUUGUUCUAUCAGGAGAGAAGCGAUUUGAGGUGUGGGCAGGGCGACCAAUCCAUCUCCAAGCUAAAAUACUGAAGAAAAUGGGGUUGUAAAACAAAAAAAUACAUUUGAAACAAGGAUCUUUAAUAAAUCCAUUGUCUCAGGGUCAUACAGUGCUGCUACAAUGGGAGGAAGGGACCACGGUAUCUAUGUUUUAUCAGGAAGCUGAAUAGCUUCAACACUCAGCAGAGCACACAGCUUGGUAGGUCAGUGGAAGGAUGCUCAGAGGGGGGAGAUGAAUGGAAAUAGUGCAGCAGGAGCUUAACCCCCACUUUAACAACGCCCAGCUACUUUGUCUUUGGGAAGACAACCCCUUGUCUUUGGUAAGGGAGCCAAUGGCAGCUCUAAACCGCAGAAAAGCAUGAGAGAGCAUCACACAGGGCAAUGCUCAGCACCCAGGGAAAGCACAGGGACUCUCUAUGGGAAACAGGAUAUAAUGGUAGAAGACACACAAAUGAAGAGUCUACCUGCAGAAGCAGAAGAUCAAUGGAGCUAGUAGUUAUUUCAAGUAGACAGUAGGAGAGAUCAAGGAGUAGGAGAGCUCUGAUGAUUUUAACAGACUGAAAGACCAAGUGACUGAUAGCCACGGCGGAGCUGAGUCUGUGCCAAAUGUUUGCGUUUGUGAUUGAAAGUAGGAAAAGACAUCCUAUCAGCUUGGCUGUAGAGGGGAAAACCUCCCAGGGUCUGUAGGGUGAGGAUGAGAUAGGUUGGAACAGGCUGCCCAGAGCAGUGGUGGCUUCCCCCUCCUGGAGGUGUCCCAGGGCAGGUUGGAUGGGGCUUGGAGCAACUGGAGCCGUCGGGAGGUGUCCCUGCGCUUGGCAGGGAGGUAGAACUGGAUUGG